Messenger RNA from Coccidioides immitis RS, 486 nucleotides. RefSeq lists its product as uncharacterized. Lineage: Eukaryota; Fungi; Ascomycota; Eurotiomycetes; Onygenales; Onygenaceae. The coding region runs from base 1 to 486 and encodes 161 amino acids. The transcript is spliced from 2 exons. The record is from RefSeq and is a predicted model, not a curated record.
AUGAAACCUGGCACUCAACGGUGCACGCACUCUCCUUCAGUUGAGUGUUCAAUUGGUGCCAAUGGGCGCGCCGUCUGCAGCCCGCGAUGUCAAAACGGCCUGCUGAGCGGAACUCGACCGUCAGGCGAUGCAGCGAGUUUGCCAAAUAACGACGGAAUACGGAGUAAAAGUAGCGCAGCCUUGGCAAAAGCGUCAAAGAUCCGGGGUCUUGGCAGCCGCAUUUUCUCGAUUCCUCGCGAAAAGGCUGCCGAUCGGCACUCGUCGCCCAAACGGAAAAGAGGACCUUCGGUGCAAGCGAGCCUAGAGGCUGGUCGACGAGCUUGGCUGCACUCCGGAGGCCAGGCGGGAGCUUCACGUGUCAUGCACGACGGAAAUUUUGGGGCAGUUGGAGCCGCACAGUAUUUAUUUUUAGCCGCGAGAAGUGCUGGCGCCGGCCACAGGAUAUUAUGUACAAAGCUGAAGCAACGUGCCAGCGGUAUCGGGUGA